Elgaria multicarinata webbii is the source of this 1080-nucleotide messenger RNA. RefSeq names its product zinc finger protein 483-like. The transcript has 4 exons. Bases 1 to 1080 code for a protein of 359 amino acids. The record is from RefSeq and is a predicted model, not a curated record. NCBI's taxonomy places the organism in Eukaryota, Metazoa, Chordata, Lepidosauria, Squamata, Anguidae.
AUGAUGAAGGGGAGAAAACCUGCAGGCCCAGAACUAGAAGAAGGACCAGUCAGAGCAGGAAAAGCCUCCAGGGCAGUUCAGCUGGAAUUUGAGACAGAGCGACCAGGAUGGGACACAUCGCAAGAGGACAAAGGGGAACCAUCCAGGGGGGUGCAAGAGCGCUGGGAAGCCCAGUGGCAGGAGUUCCUGAGGACACUGCAGCCCCUUCACACAACGUGGGGAAGCCCAGCGAUGUCAGAGAUGGUGCCAUGGGAGGACGCCAAGGCCUUCCUGGCCUCCUUUGAGCAAGUGGCCAAGGCCUGCCGGUGGCCGAGAGGAGAGUGGGCAGCCCGGCUCCUGCCAGCACUGAGCGGGGAAGCAGAAGAGGCCUUUCGGAGCCUGGAAGCCAGAGAUCAAGAGGACUAUGGGAAAGUGAAGGCGGCCAUCUUGCGAGGGGAAGCCCUGAGGAUGGAGGCACAGCGCCAGCACUUCAGGCAAUUCUGCUGCCAGGAGGUCAGAGACCCCCGAAGGAUUCACAGCCAAGUCCAGGAGCUUUGCCGGCAGUGGCUGAAGCCGGAGAGACACAGCAAGGAGCAGAUCCUGGAGCUGCUGAUCCUGGAGCAGUUCCUGGCCAGCCUGCCAGUGGACCUCCAGGGCUGGAUCCGAGCAGGAGGGCCGGACACCUGCUCCCAGGCUGUGGCCCUGGCCGAGGACUUCCUCAUGAGCCAGAAAGAGGCAGUGACAGCUACCUUGCAGGGGCCGCUGAAGGAGGAGUUUGAAGAACCGUCAGAUCCUGUGAAGGGACAGAUCUACAAAGAACCCGAGCAAAAGGGUGAUCCUACAUUGGUGUUUGAAGAGACGGAUGUCCGUGGAAGUCGCCUGUGUUUGCAGAUCGUCAGCCGGAGUUUGCCCCAGCCAGCCCAACAGACCACAGUCUGGCAAGUCCUGCAGGAGGACGGGGGGAACGUAGAGCCUUUAGCGCAGCCGGAGCUGUUCCGGCAGUGCGAGGUCUCUUUAAAUCAGAGCGCCCGCGCCGCCGCCAGGACAAGCUGGCGCCUUCUGCCGCCUGCUGCUCGCUCUGCCCUGACGGAGUCUGGCUGA